UGUGUGCCACCGUUACGGAGACACCUGAUUGACGUCGAAUUUUCCUCGAUCAUUCAAUCAACAAAGUUCAAUAAUCAAUAACGACACCAAAGUACCAUAAACAUGCGUUUGUUCCACGUGAUUUGUAUCACUGCAGUUGUAUGUUGUGCAUCGGCAUCACAAGACUUCCUCGCCAAAUCCUUCAACGAGUGCAUCGGAGCUGAGUCCUGGGCCUCGUGUAUGAAGCACGAGGUGCUUAGCUAUCUUGAUGUCAAAUUGGGCACAAGCACAGAAGCUCGCUCAUUGGAGACCAUUGACGAAGCGCUUGUCGUGAGGUGUGUCAAGUACCUGAAGAGCUUCGAUUAUGGCGUUAAUUUGCCAUUUGUCGAUGCUAAACUCAAGUACAGACCGAGCCGCAGUCUCGCAGAUCUUGAUUUUGAGUUCAAGAACAGCGAGGCAGCCACUGGCCAGGCGAGAGGACUCCUGAAGAAGAAGCUGCUGCUGCCGUUUCUGGUGCUUUUGAAAUUAAAGCUGAAAGCACUGAUGCCGAUAUUCGUGGCUCUCAUUGGAUUGAAAGCCAUGAAGGCUCUGAUCCUGUCGAAACUCGCGCUGCUUGUGGUCGUGGGAUUUGUUGCCCUCCAGUUCUUCAAGAAGGGUGGAAUGGCCCCUCCCAUGGGAAUGUCGAUGGAACCUGCUCCUGUCAGUGCUUACGGCGCACCUCCAGUGCCAACAACCACUUCUGGAUAUGAACCCAUUAAUACCUGGGAUGGGAAUGGCCCUUACUCUAGGGUCUGGACUCCCUCAGAUGCCCAGAAUCUCGCCUAUAAUUAUUAUUCAUCCAACAGCGCAAGUGGAAGCUCAUCCAAUUCGUAUGGUGCACCCGCAGCUCCAUCGUCAUCGUCAUCAAGUAGCUCAGGGUCGUAAUUCUGUGGAGCAGAAUCGGCUCGGCCAAAGAUACGCACGCCAAAUAAUUUCAGAUAAAUUAUUCAAAACACUCGACGCAUCCGAGCGAGCGAAAUAUCUGGAAUCGAUUUCACUAUUUUUUUUUUAUGAAGAUUCAUCCGGGUGACUUAAGCUAUUGUACAGUUCAAUGUCUUCCCUCUGUUGAUUGAGGUACCAUCAUUAUUUGUAUUUAUUGAGUAAUUAUGAAUUAAUUGGACUUCGGCUCAGUCUAUUCCU
Fopius arisanus is the source of this 1158-nucleotide messenger RNA. It is a transcript of the gene Osi20, whose product is annotated as DUF1676 domain-containing protein Osi20. The transcript is spliced from 3 exons. The record is from RefSeq and is a predicted model, not a curated record. Lineage: Eukaryota; Metazoa; Arthropoda; Insecta; Hymenoptera; Braconidae. Bases 103 to 903 code for a protein of 266 amino acids. Gene Ontology annotation, cellular component: membrane.